Messenger RNA from Pongo pygmaeus (Bornean orangutan), 1317 nucleotides. Its product is annotated as serine/threonine-protein phosphatase 4 regulatory subunit 2-like. Gene Ontology annotation, cellular component: nucleus; cytoplasm; protein phosphatase 4 complex. Lineage: Eukaryota; Metazoa; Chordata; Mammalia; Primates; Hominidae. Gene Ontology annotation, molecular function: protein phosphatase regulator activity. The record is from RefSeq and is a predicted model, not a curated record.
CCUGGAUAAGUUUCUUUGUCAUGUAGCCAAGACUGGAGAAACAGAUUCAGUGGUCCCAAUUUAAAGGCUAUUUUAUUUUCAAACUGGAGAAAGUGAUGGAUGAUUUCAGAACUUCAGCUCCUGAGCCAAGAGGUCCUCCCAACCCUAAUGUCGAAUAUAUUCCCUUUGAUGAAACAAAGGAAAGAAUACUGAAAAUUGUCACUGGAUUUAACGGUAUCCCUUUUACUAUUCAGCAACUAUGUGAAUUGUUAACAGAUCCAAGGAGAAACUAUACAGGAACAGACAAAUUUCUCAGAGGAGUAGAAAAGAACGUGAUGGUUGUUAGCUGUGUUUAUCCUCCUUCAGAAAAAAACAAUUCCAAUAGUAUAAAUCGAAUGAAUGGUGUUAUGUUUCCUGGAAAUGCACCAAGCUAUACUGAGAGGUCUAAUAUAAAUGGGCCUGGGACACCCAGGCCACUUAAUCGACCAAAGGUUUCUUUGUCAGCCCCUGUGACAACAAAUGGGUCGCCUGAGAGCACAGACAGCAAAGAGGCACAUUUGCAGCAAAAUGAAGAGAAAAAUCACAGUGACUCUUCAACAUCUGAAUCAGAAGUCUCCUCAGUGAGCCCUUUGAAAAAUAAACAUCCAGAUGAAGAUGCUGUGGAAGCUGAGGGGCAUGAGGUAAAAAGACUCAGGUUUGACAAAAAAGGCAAAGUCAGAGAAACAGCCAGUCAAAGGACUUGCAGCGAAGUUUCUUCAGUUAUGGUAGAAGAAACAGAAGCAUCAUCUUCAUCUCAGGAUAAAGAUAAAGAAAGUCGUUGUACCCGGCAGUGCACGGAAGAGGAUGAAGAAGAGGAUGAAGAGGAAGAAGAAGAGUCUUUUAUGACAUCAAGAGAAAUGAUCCCAGAAAGAAACAAUCAAGAAAAAGAAUCUGAUGAUGCCUCAACUAUGAAUGAAGAGACUUCUGAGGAAAAUAAUCAGAUGGAGGAAUCUAAUGUGUCUCAAGCUGAGAAAAAUUUACUACAUUCUGAAGGUAAUGAAAAUGAAGGCCCUGAAAGUAGUGGUUCUUCUGACUGCCGUGAAACAGAAGAAUUAGCAGGAUCCAAUUCCAGUAAAACUGGAGAGAUUCUUUCAGAAUCAUCCAUGGAAAAUGAUGACGAACCCACGGAAGUCACCGAUGAACCAAUGGAACAAGAUUAUUUAGAAACAUUUAGAUGCAGUAUUUUACAUACAGUUCUGGUUUUAACACCGUAUAAAACUUUUAUGUAAAAAAGUAGACCUUCAGUUUUACAAGAAAAGCAGGUUGUAAAAUAAAGUACUUUAUGGAUACUUCCUGAAA